CUCAUCGAGUGAAUAGGUCGUGGUAGGGUUUGGAUGCGGCGAUAGCGAUAGCGAUAGCGCGACGAUUUGGGAUCGCGGCGAUGCUGCGAGGGCGGAUUGGAGGCCAAGACGAGGAGGACGUGGAACCGGCACUGGACGGGCUCGCUACCGCCGCUGUGGCCGAUCAAAUCGUCCAGAGGCUUGCUGGAUCGGGAUUUCCAGAGGAUUUGGCGAGGAGGCAGCGGCAGGGAUUCGGCGAGUAUGUGAGGGAGCAUCCGGCGGAGCUGCGGCGCUUGGCGACGGUGAUUCUUCCGGAAAAUCCAGAGGUGGAGCUCUUGACGCCGGAGGGCAGCGAUGAUAGCCAGCUACUCUCGGCUCGCCAGGCCAUCCAGGCUCAAUGCCGGGAGGCGCUGGGGUGGCUGUUAUGGUGCGCCUUUGACAGGGAUUUAGCGUCCGGGCUGGAAGAGGUGAAGGCACAGUGUGGCGCUAGAGGCGUGUGUGGAGCAGUAUGGGGGGUGAACGACAUAGCUUACCGGUGCCACACUUGCGAGCACGAUCCAACUUGUGCUAUCUGUGUACCGUGCUUUCAAGCUGGCGAUCACAGUACGCACGACUACUCGAUGAUCCGGACUAGCGGUGGAUGCUGCGACUGCGGUGAUGGUACUGCCUGGAAGGAAAGUGGAUUUUGCUCGAGACAUCGGGGACCCGGGAAAGUCCCUCCACUGUCCGAGGGUAUGGUGGCUCGGUUGGGUCCGGUGCUGGAGGCAAUGCUGCUGGAAUGGAAGGACAGGCUCUCGGCUGCUGUGACGGCUUCUUCCGGAAGGCCUAGGAAGUGGUCGACUAUGAGCCCGGAGGAGAAGCUUGCGUCGCCGCUGUCGAUGAGUAUUAUCAGCUUGCUGCUGGAGUUUUGCAACUGUAGCGAAAGUAUGCUGAGCUUCACGGCCGAGAAGCUGAGUAGCAGUGAUAUCGGCUUGCUCGACAUCCUGCUCACUGCUGAGUUUCUUCUGCCGAAAAACGUCUAUACGAAGCUGCAUGAGUUGCUCUAUAAGCUACUCGGGGAUCCAAACUUCAAGUACCGGUUUGCUCAGACUUUUAUCAAGCGCUACCCCAAGUUUCUACGUGAGUCUCUGCAAGAAGAACAGAUGUUGGCAAGGCAGCCAAGGGAGCACAGCAUACUUGGCAGCUUCUCGGUACAGAUCUUCACCGUGCCGACGCUCACUCCUCGUCUUGUAGUAGAGUGGAAGCUCCUGGAUAUGCUCUUCGGCAUACUGAAGGAUUUCUUUGUGUCCUGUAUCGGCGACGAUGGACGGUUUGUGGUUACUAGGCCUGCCAUCCAAGAGCGUGCAUACAUGCGAGCAGUAGAAGAUGUACGUUAUGUUAUGAGUCACUUGAAGGUGGCGCAGUACAUAAUACACGAAUUUCCGCAACUGUGCAGGACGUGGUUGCACUUUUUGGCUUUCAUCCAAGGUAUGUAUCCCCAGAAGAGAAUCACAAGUAUCCACAUCGAGGAAGAGAGUGAAGACUGGGUUGCUGCAUUUCUCUUGGAAACACAGAUGGCCAACAUCCACCGGCUGUUCGUCGCGGGUACAUGUCUUACGGGAAAUGAUACAAGUUGGGGAAGUGAUACCCAGGCGCAGGGUGGUAUACAGGUUGGUAUACAGGGUGCUGUAGCAGCCGGAAGUGAAGAGCACAGCACAGAGGCCUUCUGCAUUGUGGAAGGCGCGAAGCUUUCUAAAGCGCUCAUCUGGUUGAUAGCUGAAUGUGUUGGUGUUCUCGACCUUUGGUUUGCUGCGGAUCAAGCAAGAGAAGCUGGCAAGGCCGCCAAGCUUGCAUCUGGGGCGGCCAGAGGGGACGCUGGGCUGAGAAGAAAGAUUCAACCGCGUGUAAGGCUAGCUCGGGGGAUGACGCGUGAUCGGCAAUUCACAAACGCUGUCAGGCACAGGGACUACACUUCAAGAAGAAGUCUCGAGGCUGUUAGAGCAGUACCUGAAGCUGCAGAGCCAGCGUCCGAGGCUAGCGAGAUGGACAUAGAUGGAUCAUCAGAUACGAGUGAGACGAGCGAAUGGUGGUGGAUGGGAGCAUCUUUGGAACCCGAGGGAACGUCUUCGAGUUUGCUGACGGGAGAUAACGAAUGGCCGGCCUUGGAGUUCGAUGUUGGCAAGCAAGAGGUUUCGUUUCACAUCCCGCUUCACAGAAUGCUCGGUCUCCUGCUUCAGAAAGCUCUGGAGGAAUACGAGUCCCAGAUUAGUGCUUCUCCUCCGACCUCUCCCUCUGGCACUCUACUGCAGCUAUUUCCCGAAGCUUUUCGUGUUACCGGACUGCCAGCUUUGCUGAUGGAACAUCCUCUUCGAAUUCAGGUGUUAUGCUCUCAAGUACAUGCUGGGAUGUGGCGUCGUAAUGGUCACUCCAUUGUAGGCCUCUGCGACAUCUAUCGUGCCGUGCCAUGGUCAGUGGAAUGCAGGUGUGAAGACAGUUUAGAGCUCGACCUGUUCAUGCUGCAAUGCUGCGCGUCCAUGGCGCCCGCGGAAGAGUUUGCGGGACGAGUUUUCACUUGUUUCGGCCUUGCAGAGUACUUCUCACUGUACUUGUGGAAGCCGAAUGAAUACGAGCCAGUCCUGGCACAAGAGAUGUUAGUUCUGCUCAUUCGUAUUAUUUCAGAACGUGGCUUCUGUGGUCUUUCGCCGAAAGAAUCGUUACGUAGGGAACUUAUUCAACGCCUGGCAAUAGGGGAUGCCUCGCACAGCUCCCUGACGAAUGCAUUGCCUCCGCGGCUUCGAGAUAAUGAGCAUAUGCAAGAAACGUUGGAAGCAGUGGCCAACUAUAAAAGACCUCAUGGCAUGCAACAGGGUAAAUAUGUCUUACGCGAACAGAGCUGGCGAGAGCUAGACCUUUAUCACCCUCGAUGGACACCUCGAGAAUUACAGUCGGCUGAAGAACGCUACUUACGGGCAUGCAAGGCAUCGGCACAUUUUUGUCAACCACCUCGCUGGCGUAAGCCAUUUCUACCAUUACAGAGUCUUUCCAAGAUCGCUGUGUCGGCCAAGGUUCAUGAGAUAUUGCGAGCUCUCUUUUUCCACGCUGCUUUCUCGCCGAACCUUUCGGAGUCUCGGGCACCUGAAAGCUUAUUAUUUACUGCCCUUCACCUUUUAUCACUUGGGCUUGACGUCUGCAACACUUUUGCCAACAAAAGCUCAGCGGAAGCUUCAUCAGUCUCGGGGCCUUCUAUAUCAUCUGUCGAUCGUCCCCCGCUUCUAGCUCUCGCUCCGGAGUUUGUGCAUGUUGGCGGGGCAGACGGCACGCAACUAUUUGAUCGGCAGAGCACUCUUUCGUUAUUGGUGAUACUUAUGAGAAAAUAUAUUGCAAGCGAAGGGGCGCAACUUAUUAUCUCUGAAACAAGCCAGUCCAACGUCGGCUGCUUCAUCAAGAAACUGCUACACAACUUUGCCGAGCUAGACCGUCAGUGUAUGUACGCGAUCGAGUCACUUGCGCCGGAGAUAUUACAUCGUGUAUCCACCGACUCGUCCUCCAAGGCGGAGGGAACGUCGCAGGACGAACUGCAAGCAGAGCUUUCCGACAUAGAGAAGAAACGAGCUCACGCUCGGGAGCGUCAAGCUGCGAUGAUGGCGAAAAUGAGAGCGGCUCAAGAGAAGUUCAUGGCGAGUGUAGAAAGCUCGAAAAGUUCAAACAAGCUUGACACCAGUAAGACUGAGGGUAAACGUCCUCGAGAAACAUUAGCUGACGAUGACAUGAAUGAGACAGGCACACCUUUGUGUGCUUUGUGUCGCGACAGAAGUUCUACCAGCCCGUUGUGUAUGCUGACUUUAGUCCAGAAGUCCAGGUUGCUUGCACUUUCGCAAAAGCCAGUUCCUUCUUGGGACAAACCUUCAAGAGUUGUGGACGAUACUCCAACUGCAGAAGAUGACAAUAGCGCUUCCCAAACCUUGGUACGAAGGGAGGCGGAAAACUUGAUUUUGGAACUUAGGCAGUGGCUCGAGGGAGCUGCGGCAGAUCCGAACGUGGACAGGCUGACCAACCGCGACGAUUUUGUUGAACUUCUUCGGGGAGGAUUACCGAGUAUACUCAACACAGAGCGGUUUCCGGCUACUACUAGUGGAAUUGAGGUGGAUACAGAUGCAAGCCUCGAUGAUACCUAUGGCGAGUCAAGCCAUCCUGUCGAUCCGAAAUGGUGGUGGGAACUUGCGGAAAUGGUGUCUAACAAAGAAUCGACAGACAACAAUGAGACUCUGAUCACAGUUCUGGCUGAGUACGUGGCAGCGGUCUCUCGUUCACAAUCUGAACUCCAGCCUCAACCGGAAGACCCUCCACGCGGGAACCGUCGCCGCUAUGGUAUAGAGAGCAAAGUCUACAGGGAUGUCGGGCUUGAUUUUAUCGGACUGCACCUUUCUGCCUGUGGCCACGCUGCUCAUUACGAAUGUGUUGAGCGCUAUUACGCUUCCCUACUACAAAGGUAUUACAGUAGAUCCUUGUUCGAAGGAGUACAGAUUGUGGAUCCAGACCUGGGAGAGUUCCUAUGUCCGGUCUGUCGUCGGCUGUCAAACUCCAUUCUUCCAGUUUUAGAUCCCUCUGCACGAACUCCCUUUGUUGCUGACGCUGUCGAGGGGUUUAGACUGGAGCAAGCGUGUUCGUUAAUGGUUAGCGCGCAAGAGCUGGUUGCCAGGCCCGGGUUUCGGAACUCAGUCUCGAGGAAACUCGCAGAUCCGCUGAGGAUGGUACUGGAGUCCGUGUCAAAGCGGCUUUCUGCGCUAUACUGCCUGGAGAAGGAGAAACUUUACACUUCCGAAGGAAGAAACUGCCAAGGCUUGUUUCUCUGGGACUUGCUCCGGUACAGCAUUAUGUCCGCGGAGUUGGCAGCACGUACAAGGAGUCUCAUCCUCGGUAAUCAUGAUGCAGCCAGCAGAUUAGUUGCUUUGGAGGAAGCGUCAGAGGCGUCACGCGGGUCUACUCUACCUUUGCUCUCUCUGGCAGCCAACUUAACUCUGACACACAGCCGGCAAAUUGUUCUACUCAGGUCACGGGGUAUGCAGCUGAUGGUGGGAUCAGUUUGUCAUGGCACGUCUCUGGAUUUCUUGUCCGAACCGAUGUCUAAAGGUCAUUUGAGCUCUUUGUUACACUUUUUGGAAAAGGGCCGUGAUUCGGCCGAUAUACAGUUUUGGAAGCGUGUGGCUGAUCCUGUGCUUGCACACGAUCCCUUCUCUUCCUUGAUGUGCCUGCUUUACGUACUUCCAUUGCCAAUACCGGCACGGGAAGGACCGCUCACCGCACUCGUUCAUUUGUUUUAUUUAGUCUGCUUGGUUCAAUGCUUGGCAUCAAUGGGAAGAUAUGUGGUGGAUGAUAGCGUUCCUGCGCAUUUGCAAAACUUUCUAGCAGUCAUCCAUGCAACACUGGCAGACACCUGCAUCGCACUUCAAUCUCCGGAAGGACCUGUGACUGCGCCGCUACAGUUCGAACAGAUUCGGCUCUUUACGUUGCCUUACCUCAGACGCUGCGCGUUGCUACAGACUGUGAUUUCUGGUACUUCUCAGCCAGUGCCCGUUGCAGGGUCGAACAGCUGGGAGCUUUCAAAUGUUUACAACCACCUCUCAAGCUCUGCUUAUCGAGAGGCUGCCGAGAGCUCUAGAGACACAGAAGCUGUGGAGAUGAAGGAGGUUGAGGAGCUGGAGAGACGAUUUUCCAUCCCUCCGAUGCAAGCCAUAUUGUCAGAAGAGGCGGUGCAGAAUCUCGUCGUCAAGUGGUGCCAACACCUUCAGAGUGAAACAGGCUCACGCAGCUUCUCCAUCGUUCCAAGACCAGUGCGAGCGGUAGCUCUGCAGCUGAUGGUUCUCCCCCGACUUUUCCAAGACCUGAUUCAAAGAUAUGUGAAGGAAUGCUGCCCCCGCUGCAAAACAGUACCCGAAAGGCCGGUGCUGUGCUUGCUGUGUGGAAGACUAUGUUGCGGGACUGGCACAAACGGUUGUUGCAGCGUACAAAUGCAAAGCGAAUGCUAUCGUCACGCUAUUUCUUGCGGGGGUGGCGUCGGCGUCUAUCUCAUGCUCCGAAAAACAAACGUUCUACUUCUCCGCCGCGAGCGGCAGACAAUGUGGCCGUCACCAUAUCUAGAUGCUUAUGGCGAGGAGGAUCAAGACAUGCGGAGGGGGAAGCCACUGUUUCUAAGUGACGAGCGUUACGCGGCCUUGACUGCGAUGGUCGCGUCGCACAGCCUCGACUACAGUUCAUCGGUGCUGGCUCAAACAAUCCGCGAGCCACUGUUUUGAUCGCUGGGGAGUGUGCCUAGGAGGAGCAAAAUAAACUCCAAAGAGCAAGCACUUUGAGUGCCUGUUUUAUUUGGCUUAAGCCCAAUGUAUUUAUUUGUAAAAUCUUAAACCCUCUCUUUUUUCC
Molecule: messenger RNA, 6375 nt
Organism: Selaginella moellendorffii
Lineage: Eukaryota; Viridiplantae; Streptophyta; Lycopodiopsida; Selaginellales; Selaginellaceae
Product: E3 ubiquitin-protein ligase PRT6
Exons: 17
Coding region: 81-6251 (2056 amino acids)
Biological process (GO): ubiquitin-dependent protein catabolic process via the N-end rule pathway; protein ubiquitination
Cellular component (GO): cytoplasm; ubiquitin ligase complex
Molecular function (GO): ubiquitin protein ligase activity; zinc ion binding
Source: RefSeq, a predicted model, not a curated record